Messenger RNA from Rotaria sp. Silwood1, 1689 nucleotides. The record is from the annotation of a GenBank genome assembly. NCBI's taxonomy places the organism in Eukaryota, Metazoa, Rotifera, Eurotatoria, Philodinida, Philodinidae.
AUGGAUCUAAAUGGACCAAAUGGCAAUAUACACUAUUGCAGAAUUCAUUAUCAGCAUGAUGAAGUGCGCCUUAUUGACUACGCACGUUUAUGUGAACAUUUGUCUUCGCGAAAAAUAGUUCUUCUUCAAUUAUUUUGCACUAUUUUACGUCAUCUAAAUCAACGAUAUUUGCUUUUAAAGGAAGAAGCAACAACACGAAAUACAUCACCUGAAUAUACUUAUAGAGAAAUAAAAGUUUAUCCUGAUAAUGAUAUUGUUACAGAAUAUUCUCAAAGCAUUGCUAAAUUAGCAGAAGCGACCUUGGUCGAUAUAAUUGAUUUAUUUCAUGUUUUACCAAAAUUUAUUCCAAAAAGUAGUGAAUCAAAUUUUAACAAUAAUGAAAAUCAACUAAGUCAUCAACCAGAUAAAAUUCAUUAUACAAUUAAAGGGUGGAGUCUUUUUCUACAUCGUCAUAUCUGUUCAUUUGAAAUGUUAUCAACACCAAGUUUAGAGCAACUUGUUAAUGAUGUUAGUCGAUAUGUUGAUUCGUAUCUCCGAUCAUCAAUCUUUAAGUGUCCAUUACUACCAAAAGACAAAAGAAUGAUAACUGGAUCUGAAUUACCAAACGAAAAUAAAAAGAAUAUUUCAAUUAGAGAAUUAAAAAUUCAAACGAAACAAUACUCAUCAUUAGAGGUCACCGUACCUAUAUCGAUAAAACAAGCUGAAUAUAUGUUAACCAAGCUUAAAUUCUUCGAUCGAUUGAAAAAAAUUUAUCCACAAUUAGCUGAAGUUGUAACUAAUUACUAUUUACAUCACUAUUUUGAUAAACAAAAUGAUUUUCAAUUAACAUCAGAUAUUGGUGCAUUACAUAUGUCAACACUUCUAUCGCAUUAUAGUUUCAAGACUGAUACAAAAAAUGCACUUGGUGACGGUAUGUCAAUGUCUUUAUUACGAUCAGAAAAGGAUAUUAUGCCAUUAUGUGUGAUAGAAUUGAUUAUCUUUAGUACUACCAUGAUUUUAAUGUCAUUUUCUAAACAACGAACCGAUAUAAAUUUUGAACGAACUGAUAUUAAAUCACGUUUUAAUUGGAUUAAUCGUGCUGCUAUACAUUAUUUAAAUAAAACAGCUUUUUGGAAUUUAGCACAAUACAAUGAUUUUGUUUUACUCUAUUCAGCAAUGGCUCUUGAUAACAGUGAACAUUUACAUUUUCGUCAUACAGAAUAUUAUGCUUUAGCAUGUUCAUAUCUAUCAAUGGCUAUACUAAAUCUAGGACAAUACAAUCUUUCAAGUCAAAUGUUAAAUAAGAGUAUUGAUUUAGUACAACUGUCAACAAAUGCACAUAAUUUAAUUGAUAUGGCUCGAGCUGAUAUACAAGUUGUACUUCAAUGCCGACGAAAUGAAUGCGAUAGAGCAUUAAUUACAGCUAAAACAUUUUCGAAUUAUUCACAAGUUGAAUAUGAAAUACGCCGAGCAAUAUGUUUACAUAAUUUAAAUGAACUUGAUGAUAGUCAACGAGAUCCAAUAGAAUUACAAAAAUUAUUAAAUCUAGAAAAACUUUUAUUAUUAUUAACUGAAAAUUGUGCAAAGAAAAAUGAUCUUGUACUAAGUCUUGGAUUUCUUGAAGAAUGUAAACAACUAUGUGUUAAAUAUAAUCUUCAACAUUAUUCGAUUCUUUGUCGUUUAUAUGAAGUACAAUUAAACAAAGUAUAG